Sphaeramia orbicularis (orbiculate cardinalfish) is the source of this 837-nucleotide messenger RNA. RefSeq names its product melanocortin-2 receptor accessory protein 2A-like. Gene Ontology annotation, cellular component: endoplasmic reticulum; plasma membrane. Lineage: Eukaryota; Metazoa; Chordata; Actinopteri; Kurtiformes; Apogonidae. Gene Ontology annotation, biological process: regulation of adenylate cyclase-activating G protein-coupled receptor signaling pathway; protein localization to plasma membrane. The record is from RefSeq and is a predicted model, not a curated record. Gene Ontology annotation, molecular function: corticotropin hormone receptor binding; type 4 melanocortin receptor binding; signaling receptor regulator activity. Bases 63 to 755 code for a protein of 230 amino acids. The transcript is spliced from 4 exons.
UCCGGCAAGACAGAAAUUGGUGCCAUAUCACUGGAGACUGCGGUAGGUUCAAUCGUUUGGAAAUGUCCGACUUUCACAACCGGAGCCAAACCAGCGCACGUCGCAGUGACUACGUGUGGCAGUAUGAAUAUUACGACGACGAGGAGCCCGUGUCUUUUGAGGGACUCAGAGCGCACAGAUACUCCAUCGUCAUCGGCUUCUGGGUUGGACUUGCAGUGUUUGUUAUUUUCAUGUUCUUUGUUCUUACGCUGCUCACAAAGACAGGAGCGCCACAUCAAGAAAACCCAGAUUCUGCUGAAAAGCGACAUCGACCAGGAAACUGCCCAGUAGACAGCGGCAGCGCCCAAGAUGAAAACGACAAAGCCUUUUCUCGCCCUUUGUUGGCUGAGUCCCGCUCUUAUUUUCAUUUCUACAUAAAUGAGGAGCAGGCUCAGGGAAAGCCAAAACUGAAGGACAAAAGAGUUGGAAAGCCCCAGCCUCAAGGGUCCUGCAAAAGCCCUGGAGAAUAUAGCUCUUCAGGGAUAGUGGAGAUGGAAGAGGAAGCUGAGGAGGCUGAGGAACACCAGCCUUUAAAGGGGCUUUUAGAGGAGAGCAAAACAGACGGCGAAUGUGCCUUCUUGUCACAUUUCAAUAUCCCAAAUUUUGUGAAUCUGGAGCACAGUUCCACCCUGGGAGAAGAUGAUCUGCUGUAUGAGCCGUCCGUCAUACUGCAGAGACAGUCUCACUCUCAGAAUGGUCACUGUGACAUUCAUUAAACUGUUCAUAAACAAUAGACACGGUGGAGUUUUUCCACUGGUUGUAAUUUAACCCUAAAAGACCUAAACAGCAGCCGGCGAC